Messenger RNA from Penicillium argentinense, 2121 nucleotides. Its product is annotated as fungal specific transcription factor domain-containing protein. The record is from RefSeq and is a predicted model, not a curated record. NCBI's taxonomy places the organism in Eukaryota, Fungi, Ascomycota, Eurotiomycetes, Eurotiales, Aspergillaceae. Gene Ontology annotation, molecular function: sequence-specific DNA binding; DNA-binding transcription factor activity, RNA polymerase II-specific; zinc ion binding. Gene Ontology annotation, biological process: DNA-templated transcription; positive regulation of transcription by RNA polymerase II. Bases 1 to 2121 code for a protein of 706 amino acids. The transcript has 6 exons.
AUGUCGCUAGUGCAGCGACAGGCGACCUUGCGAGAAAUGCACGCAGGCCGACAAAGGUAUACUCGAUUGCUCGAAGAUAAGGUUGCGGAACUUGAGGCUCAAUCACUCGAUGCUGGACAAAAUGGCUCAUUCGCAAGACAAACGUCCCCGCAGAGCUCCUUGGCUCGCGGCGAACGCCCCGAACACCAUCCUCAUUCCGUUCCAACCCCCAACACCCCUGGAAUAAUUCCUCCUUCAUUCCAGCUCAAUGAGGGUCUUUCUGGUGUAGAGAAUCGAACGGCUGAGAGAUUUGCCGUUCCGACGUGUGCGGACUCGAACAUUCCAUUUUCAUCGCCUCUCGAUGCCACGAUGUCAAAUACGUCUUUAGACAUUGAUGACAGAUGCGGCCAUUCGAGUCUCUUCGUUAACAUCUUAGCUGCUUUAACGACUGGCAACCCGUGCGGGAUACCUAUUACGUCAGAUGAACCACUUCGAGAUGUGAGAAUCUCUACAGCAGCGCCGUCAGGUCUGCUAAAGCGCACCUUUUGCCUUUCCGACGAUAUUGGUGAUGCGCUCAUUGAUAUCUAUCUUCAAAGAGUCAACCCACGAUAUCCAUUUCUCCAUGUCGACACCUUCAUCGGCUGGUACAAAUCAUGGAAGAAUAUAAGGUUUAAAGAUCCCACUGCGGAUCAGAAAGAUCGAUGGAUGGACUUUUUCGUGGUCAUGGUCCAAGCUGUGAGCAUCCUACUUACCCCACAAGUGUCCCAAAGCAGCAUAUGUACUUCCCAAACCUUGUACAACAUGGCUAUGAAAUUCUUGCCAUUUAUUUUUAUAAAGUCCGAUCCGAUAUUGAGUGUUCAAGCAUAUCUGCUAUUGACUCUGCAUGCUCUGCAUUCUCCAUCGUCACAUAUGAUUGUUUCCAUGGUAUCAGCGACCAUGCGCCAUUGUGCCAUCAAUCAACUACACCUUGCCGAAAACGAGCCGAAGGUUCCGUUUCCAUCGUUCUCUCUCGAAGUCCAGAUUCGACGAAGGGUCUUUUGGUCUGCUUAUGCUUUAGAUCGUCUGAUCAGCUGGAUUUAUCAUAUUCCAAAUAAUCUAAUUGACGAGCACAUCACAGUCGAGAUGUUUUCAAAUGUCGAAGAUACGCAUCUCUAUCUCGACACGACAGAAAUGGACCAGGACGUGGCAGCAAGCCUGCCUCAGAGAACCCGUAUAUCUCCAGCACUGCAUCUUAUACGCUGCAGAUGUAUCCAGUCACGGAUAGUCAGCACAAUGAUGCGCUCCGACUUUUCCAAGAUCAACUCGUCACCUGCAUGGAGAGAACAUAUGCUGGAAGAGCUGGAGGCUUGGAGAACCCAGCUGCAGCGCCUAAGUCAUCGAACCUCCCGUGGUUAUCUGAGUGAUAGAUGGGUCGGGAUGGCCUAUAAUUAUACAAUUCUUCUACUACAUCAGCCCACGAAGCAGAAUGUCUGCGGGAUGUUUGGAGAUCGAUCUGUGCGAGCAAGCGUGCAGAUUAUGUUGACUUUCAGGGAGUUUCAAAAAGAUCGACAGACAGCCCAACUAUGGCCCGGACUUCUGAGCCAGUUCAACGUCGGGUUAACUUUCCUAUAUUGCUUUUGGGCAACCCCCGUACAAUACAGAACUUCUGCAUACAAAACAAGAGAGGCAUCCGAGGCAUUGCGUGCAUGCUCAAUAAGCUUAGCAAUUCUCGCCGAGCGCUGGGUGCAAGCUGAGCCUUUACGCGACGUCUUCGAGAUUCUCGCCAAGGAGAUACCACUGAAGGAGACAAUACAUGAUGACUCAUUUCCCAGGCCUAUGGCUCCAGAAUCUGUGGCUCAAAUCAAUUCUCAAAUCGACUGGAUACGCUCAGUCGUCAAGAACCGGGGAGUGCUACGAAUGCUUGAAGAGAUGAUCACUGAGGAAUUUCCUUCGAGUCACGUCGAGCAAACCGAACGACGAACAAUUGAAAGCACCCUUGCACAUGAUACCGGAGAGCAUCUUUGUCCAGAGCACUGCUCAUUAUUUCCCGGCACAGUUUUUCAUAAUCCCAUAACCAGCGCGGGUGACAUUCCGGGAGAGUAUAAUGCUGCAUUCGAUGACACCCUCAUAUUUCCUGCUUUAUUUGGCUCGGUCGAGUUUUAG